AUGGAGCCCUCGGCCCUGAGAGCUGGCUCCAUGCAGGAGGACGGCUUCGGGGUGCAGCCCCGGAGGGUGGCAGACCUGGGCCGGGUCCCCAGCCUCCGGCGGAGCAGCAGCAGCCUCUGCAGGAGCAGGCGGUCGCAGUACCCCUUCAGCAGCUGUGAGAAGCAGGAAAAUCUCAGCUCGUGGAUCCCUGAAAACAUCAAGAAGAAACAAUGCAUGUACUUUGUGGAAAGCUCCAAGCUGUCUGAUGCUGGGAAGGUGGUGUGUGAGUGCGGCUACACCCGCGAGCAGCACUUGGAAGAGGCCAUCAAGCCCCAGGCCUUCCAGGGCCACGAGUGGGACCCCAAAAAGCAUGUCCAGGAGAUGCCGACAGAUGCCUUUGGCGACAUCGUCUUCACGGGCCUGAGCCAGAAGGUGGGAAAGUACAUCCGCCUCUCCCAGGACACUCCCUCCAGUGUGACCUACCAGCUCAUGACGCAGCACUGGGGCCUGGACGUCCCCAACCUGCUCAUCUCGGUCACGGGCGGGGCCAAGGACUUCAACAUGAAGCCCCGGCUGAAGAGCGUCUUCCGCAGAGGCCUGGUUAAGGUGGCCCAGACCACAGGGGCCUGGAUUAUCACCGGGGGGUCCCACACCGGCGUGAUGAAGCAGGUGGGUGAGGCCGUGCGUGACUUCAGCCUGAGCAGCAGCUGCAGCGAAGCAGAGGUUGUCACCAUCGGGAUUGCCACGUGGGGCACCGUGCACAACCGAGAGGGCCUGGUCCACCCCAUGGGCGGCUUCCCUGCCGAGUACAUCAUGGACGAGGAAGGGCAGGGUCACCUGACCUGCCUGGACAGCAACCACUCCCACUUCAUCCUUGUGGACGACGGGACCCACGGCCGCUAUGGGGUCGAGAUCCCCCUGAGGUCCAAGCUGGAGAAGUUCAUCUCGGAGCAGACGAAGGAGAGAGGAGGUGUGGCCAUCAAGAUCCCCAUCGUCUGUGUGGUGCUGGAGGGAGGACCUGGCACGCUGCACACCAUCUACAACGCCAUCACCCACGGCACCCCGUGCGUGGUGGUGGAGGGCUCGGGCCGUGUGGCGGACGUCAUCGCGCAGGUGGCCGGCCUGCCCAUCUCCGAGAUCACCAUCGCCCUGAUUCAGCAGAAGCUGGCCGUGUUUUUCCAGGAGAUGUUCGAGACCUUCACCGAGGGCACCAUUGUGGAGUGGACCAAGAAGAUCCAAGACAUCGUGAGGAGGCGGCAGCUGCUGACCAUCUUCCGGGAAGGCAAGGACGGCCAGCAGGACGUGGACGUGGCCAUCCUGCAGGCCUUGCUGAAAGCCUCUCGGAGCCACGACCACUUUGGCCACGAGAACUGGGACCACCAGCUGAAGCUGGCAGUGGCAUGGAACCGCGUGGACAUUGCCCGGAGCGAGAUCUUCACGGAUGAGCGGCAGUGGAAGCCUUCAGAGCUGCAUCCCAUGAUGACGGCCGCCCUCAUCUCCAACAAGCCCGACUUCGUGAAGCUCUUCCUGGAGAACGGGCUGCGGCUGAAGGAGUUUGUCACGUGGGACACGCUGCUCUACCUGUACAAGAACCUGGACCCCUCCUGCCUGUUCCACUGCAAGCUGCAGAAGGUGCUGGCCGAGGAGCCGGAGCGCGUGGCCUGCGCGCCUGCCCUGCCCGCCGUGCAGAUGCACCACGUGGCGCAGGUGCUGCGGGAGCUCCUGGGCGACUCCACGCAGCCGCUGUACCCCAGGCCCCGCUCCAGCGACCGGCCGAGGCUCCUGCUGCCCGUGCCCCACAUCAAGCUCAACGUGCAGGGAGUGAGUCUCCGGUCUCUCUACAAACGCUCAUCAGGCCAGGUCGCCUUCACCAUGGACCCGGUCCGCGAUCUUCUCAUUUGGGCCAUCAUCCAGAACCGCCGGGAGCUGGCAGAAAUCAUCUGGGCUCAGAGCCAGGACUGCAUCGCCGCGGCCUUGGCCUGCAGCAAGAUCCUCAAGGAGCUCUCCAAGGAGGAGGAGGACACGGACAGCUCCGAGGAGAUGCUGGCGCUCGCCGACCAGUACGAGCACAGAGCCAUCGGCGUCUUCACUGAGUGCUACCGGAAGGACGAGGAGAGAGCGCAGAAGCUGCUCACCCGGGUGUCCGAGGCCUGGGGCAAGACCACCUGCCUGCAGCUGGCCCUGGAGGCCAAGGACAUGAAGUUCGUGUCCCACGGGGGCAUCCAGGCCUUCCUGACCAAGGUGUGGUGGGGCCAGCUCAGCGUGGACAACGGGCUCUGGCGGGUGAUCCUGUGCAUGCUGGCCUUCCCGCUGCUCACCACCAGCCUCGUCUCCUUCAGGGACCGGAGGCUGCAGGCGGUGCGGGGCCUGGCCCGGGUCCGAGCCUUCUUCAACGCGCCCGUGGUCAUCUUCCACCUGAACAUCCUGUCCUACUUCACCUUCCUCUGCCUCUUCGCCUACGUGCUCAUGGUGGACUUCCAGCCCUCGCCCUCCUGGUGCGAGCGCCUCAUCUACCUCUGGCUCUUCUCCCUGGUGUGCGAGGAGCUGCGGCAGCUCCUCUACGACCCUGACGAGUGUGGGCUGGUGAAGAUGGCGCUCCUGUACUUCAGCGACUUCUGGAACAAGCUGGACAUCGCCGCCAUCCUGCUCUUCGUCGCGGGCCUGACCUGCCGGCUGAUCCCAGGAUUGCUGUACCCCGGGCGCAUUGUCCUCUCUCUGGACUUCAUCAUGUUCUGCCUCCGGCUGAUGCACAUAUUCACCAUCAGCAAGACGCUGGGGCCCAAGAUAAUCAUCGUGAAGCGGAUGAUGAAGGACGUCUUCUUCUUCCUCUUCCUGCUGGCCGUGUGGGUUGUGUCCUUCGGGGUGGCCAAGCAGGCCAUCCUCAUCCACAACGAGAGCCGGGUGGACUGGAUCUUCCGGGGGGUGGUGUACCAGUCGUACCUCACCAUCUUCGGGCAGAUCCCGGCCUACAUCGACGGCGUGGACUUCAGCCUGGACCAUUGCAGCCCCAAUGGCACUGACCCCUACAAGCCCAAGUGCCCUGAGAGCGACGCCAGCCGGCACCAGCCCAUCUUCCCCGAGUGGCUGACGGUCAUCCUGCUCUGCCUGUACCUGCUCUUCACGAACAUCCUGCUGCUCAACCUGCUCAUCGCCAUGUUCAACUACACGUUCCAGCAGGUGCAGGAGCACACGGACCAGAUCUGGAAGUUCCAGCGCCAUGACCUGAUUGAGGAGUACCAGGGCCGGCCCCCGGCCCCGCCCCCCUUCAUCCUGCUCAGCCAUCUGCAUCUCUUCAUCAAGAGGGUCAUCCUCAAGAUCCCCGCCAAGCGGCACAAGCAGCUCAAGAACAAGCUGGAGAAGAACGAGGAGGCCGCGCUCCUGUCCUGGGAGAUCUACCUGAAGGAGAACUACCUGCAGAACCAGCAGUACCAGCAGAAGCAGAGGACGGAGCAGAAGAUCCAAGACAUUAGCAGCAGGGUGGACACCAUGGUGGACCUGCUGGAGAUGGACCGGCUGAAGGGUUCGGGCUCCAUGGAACAGAGACUGGCCUCCCUGGAGAAGCAGGUGGCCCAGACAGCCAGAGCGCUGCACUGGGUCGUGAAGACCCUGCGGGACAGCGGCUUUGGCUCGGACGAGGGCGCCCCCACCCUGGCCUCCCAGGCGGCCUCGGAGGGGCAGGACCCGGAGCUGGACGGCAGGCAGAAGACGGAGGACCUGGGCGACACCCACCACAUCAACGCCCGGCACCUGCUCUACCCCAACUCUCCCAUCGUGCGUUUCCCGGUGCCCAACGAGAAGGUGCCCUGGGAGACAGAGUUUCUCAUCUACGACCCGCCCUUCUACUCGGCCGAGAGGAAGGACAAGGACCUGGUGGACCCCGUGGGAAACGCCCUGGACCCUCUGGCCGGGAUCACCUACAACGCCCUGGACGGGCCCACGGACCGCCGCAGCUUCCACGGCAGCUACGCGGUUCAGGAGGGGCUCCCCCUGAACCCCAUGGGCCGCACAGGGCUGCGCGGGCGCGGGGCCCUCUGCUGCUUCGGACCCAACCACACGCUGCAGCCCGUGGUCACUCGGUGGAGGAGGAACCAGGACGGAGCCAUUUGCCGGAGGAGCAUCAAGAAAGUGCUGGAGGUGCUAGUGGUGAAGCACGUCCUGGCAGAGCACUGGGCCUUGCCAGGGGGCUCCCGGGAACCCGGAGAGACGCUGCCCCGGAAGCUGAAGCAGGUUCUCCAGAGAGAGUUCUGGCCUUCCUUCGAGAGCCUGCUGCUGCAGGGCACUGAGGUGUACAAAGGCUACGUGGACGACCCUCGGAACACGGACAAUGCCUGGAUCGAGACGGUGGCUGUCAGCGUCCACUUCCCAGACCAGAGCGACGUGGAGCUGAAGAGGCUGAAUUCUCACCUGCACGCCAGCGACCCCGGGAUGUCUGUCCGAUGGCAGGUCGUGGACAAGCGCAUCUCGCUGUACGCCAACCACAAGGCCAUCCUGCAGAAGGUGGCCGCGCUGUUCGGGGCUUACUACUGA
Molecule: messenger RNA, 4506 nt
Organism: Pipistrellus nathusii (Nathusius's pipistrelle)
Lineage: Eukaryota; Metazoa; Chordata; Mammalia; Chiroptera; Vespertilionidae
Source: the annotation of a GenBank genome assembly